Messenger RNA from Drosophila ananassae, 2570 nucleotides. Its product is annotated as ankyrin-1-like. The transcript has a single exon. Gene Ontology annotation, molecular function: protein binding. NCBI's taxonomy places the organism in Eukaryota, Metazoa, Arthropoda, Insecta, Diptera, Drosophilidae. The annotation marks the transcript as partial. The record is from RefSeq and is a predicted model, not a curated record.
GUUCUGCUUGAAGCUGGAGCAAACGUUAAUGCAAAAACAGAUGAUAAGAUUACACCUCUACAUUUAGCGUCUCAAAAUGGCUUUUUAGAGUUAGUAGACAUUUUACUAAAAGCAAAAUCUAAUGUUAAUGCUAAGGAUUAUGAGAAUCUUACACCUCUACAUUUAGCAGCAGAACGUAAUCACUUUGGAGUAGUUAAGUCUCUUCUUCUCGUAAAGGGAAUUGAUGUUAAUGCUAAAGGCCACGAUAAUUCCACAGCUUUACAUAUAGGAUCUCAGAAUGGUCACUUAGAAGUAGUGAAGCUACUAAUAGAGAAAAAAGCCAAUGUUAAUGCUAAAAAAAACGAAGGUUUUACACCUUUGCAUCUAGCAAUUCAGCAAAGUCAUUUCGAGGUGAGUGAUUUUUUAAUUAAAAAUGGAGCAAACAUUAACACCGUGGAUGAUCAGAAUUGGACUCCUUUACAUAAUGCAGCAUAUAAUGGUUUUUCUUUAAAAAUAGUAGAGAGCUUAAUUGCAAAAGGAGCAAAUAUAAAUGCAAAGAUGGAUGAUGGUAGAAGAGCUCUACAUUUGGCAGCAGAACAUAAUCACUUGGAAAUAAUGAAUUUCUUGAUUGAAAAUGGAGCAGAUAUUAAUGCUCUAGAUAACAGAAGUUGGACUCCUCUACAUUGUGCAGCAUAUGAUGGUAGUUUAGAAGUUGCUAAAUCUUUGCUUGAUAAAGGAGCAGACAUUAAUGCUAAAACAGUUAAAAGUACUACACCUCUACACUUUGCAGUAGACCAUGAUCAUUUAGAGGUGGUUGAAUUGCUCUUAGAAAAGGAAGCAGAUAUUAAUGCUUUAGAUCACACAAAUUGGACUCCUUUACAUUUUGCAGCAGAAAAAGGUUAUGAUCAGAUAGCAACCGUUCUAUUGAAACAUGGUGCUGAUGUAAAUGUAAAAGAAAAUCAAAAUAAAGGCACAGCCCUACAUCUUGCAGCUCAAUAUGGUCAUCCUAAGGUAGUUAAAACUCUUAUUAUAAAUGGAGCGGAUGUUAAUGCAAAAAUGGAUAAAAAUGCUACGCCUUUACACUUAGGGGCACAAAUUGGUAAUUUAGAUAUAGUUAGGUCUCUACUUAUGAGCGGAGCAUACUUUAAUGCUAGAGCUGAAGGAGGUAGAUAUGUUUUACCAUUACACUUUGCAGAAAGAAGAGGAAACCCAGAAGUCAUAAAAUUACUAAAAUUGGUUGAGAAGUUAUUUAAGGCUAUAGAAGAUAAUAAUUAUUUAGGAAUUGAGAGUUUCAUUAGAGAUGGAGCAAUCAUUGAUUCGAAAAACGUGGAUGGAAGAACGCCAUUACAUUAUGCUGUUAAUAAUGGGCACAUAAAAGUUGUAAAUAUCUUGCUAGCAAAUGGAGCUGAUGCUACUAAAGUUACUAACAAAGGUAAUACACCAUUACACACUGCUGCUUCCAAAGGUCAUAAAGAAAUUAUUGAAGCUUUGUUACAACGUGUAAGCCACAAUAAAUUGAGUGAUUUUAUUAAUGCUAAAACAAUAGUUAAAGGCACUGCAUCGUUGCAUGUUGCUACUGAAAAUAGCUUUUUUGAAGCUGUAAAGUCUUUGUUGAAACAUGGUGCAAUUUAUAACAUCAAGAAUAAGGAAGGUAAAAUACCACUUGAUCUUUCUCGAGACCAGAAUAUUACUAACCUAUUGAAAUUAGUAGAAGAGCUGUUUGAGAAUGCAAAAAAUGGUAAUGUUGAAAUUAUCAGUAAGCUGAAAGCAAUAAAACCUGAUGAGCGCGUAGCUGUAACAAAUGCUCGUAAUGAUCAAGACAAGUCAUUAGUCCAGGUUGCAGUAAUCAAUAAACACUCAAACCUUGCAAGUAGAUUAUUAGAAAUAUUAAAAAGUCCAGAUCAGAGUUUACAAGAUGUCAGCGUAGAAAAUCGAGUAAAGAGUUUAAAGUUAUAGCUCUCUUAAAUGAAACUCUAAUGAGGGUGACAAGAUCUAGAAAAUAUACAAAAAUUUUGUUACAAAAUAGUGAAAUUUAGGAGGAUUUUAAAAAUAUGCUAAAUAAUAAUAUUAACAAAGAAUUAGAAAAAGCAGUCUAUGAACGAAACUUAGAAAAAGUUAAAGCUCUUUUGUCUGCAGGUGCUAAUGCUAACCUUAGAGUAGAAAGGAAUAGAGAUACGUUACUUCAUACUACUAGUAGUGUAGAAAUUACUAAAGAGCUUUUGUUAGGUGGUGCUGAAGUCAAUUCAAGAAACAUGUAUAGUGAAACUCCACUACAUUCUGCUAUAACACUGGGGAAGGAAUUAGAAUUAGUUAGAGAACUUCUGAAACAUGGUGCUGAUGUAAAUGCAACAAACCGUAAAGGCAAUACUGCACUGAACCAUGCUGUAAAAAAAAGUGGUAAAAAUCUGGGAGUAGUUAAAGAACUAUUAGAAUAUGGAGCUGAUAUUAACAUAAGAAAUCGUGAACGACGGCUUUAUGAUAAUUGUUCCACAUCUUUAGAUAACGCUGUAAGUGAUCUAGCAUGCACUAAAUUGUUGAUUAAAUUUACUUUAGUAAGGAACUUCAAUAAGGAUUACGGAAAAAUUAUUGAC